Calypte anna (Anna's hummingbird) is the source of this 3327-nucleotide messenger RNA. It is a transcript of the gene CCDC73, whose product is annotated as coiled-coil domain containing 73. The transcript has 18 exons. Lineage: Eukaryota; Metazoa; Chordata; Aves; Apodiformes; Trochilidae. The record is from RefSeq and is a predicted model, not a curated record.
GGAAAUACUUGUGUGAAUUUCUUGCCUCUCGGCACAAAGGACAAUUUCACCAUCCUACAGAAACAAGUUCUAAGAAUGGAUGAAGACUUUAAAACGCAGGCUCUUGACUCCACUCUUCAAAGUCCAUCAGAGACAUUACUUGCCAUUCGACUGCUGGACUUUAAAACAGGUUUAUUGGAGGCAAUAGAAGAACUUCGUAUAAGAAGGGAAGCAGAGAUUAAUUAUGAGGAUCAAAUAAGUAAAAUGGUUGUGGAGAAGCAGGAACUUGAAUGGCAGAAGGAAACUCUGCAGCAUCAGACGGACACAUUGCAACAACAAAAUAAAGAAGCUAUGGCAGCUUUUAAAAAACAGUUACAGGCAAGGAUGUUUGCCAUGGAAGAAGAAAAGGGAAAAUAUCAACUUGCUGUAGAAACAAAAGAGAAAGAAAUCGAUGGACUGAAAGAAGCAUUAAAAGCAUUACAGAUAUCAAAGUACACUUUACAAAAGAAACUGAAUGAAAUGGAUCAAAAAUUACAGAUGCACUUAACAGCAAAAGAAGAGCAUCAUAAGAAACUGAAUGAAGUUGAGAGGUGUUAUGCUACUAUUGCAUGUCAGUUUGGAGUUGUAAAAGCUGCUCAUGGAAAACUAGAGCAAAGUGUACAGGAAGCCAUACAGCUCAAUAAGAAACUAUCAUCUGUCAAUAAAAGACAAGAGACCGAAAUAAACAAUCUGAAGGAAGAACUGAAGAAAGUAACUACAGACUUGAUAAGGUCCAAGGUCACAUCUCAGUACAGAGUUGGAGAAGAAAACAUCAAUCUUGCAGUAAAGGAAAAACAGUUUCAAGAACUGCAACAGAAAAUCAGAAUGGAGACAGCAGUUGGUAAAAAAGUUCAAGAAGAAAACGCUCACAUUAAAGAAGAAAAGCUGGAAAUUCUUAGCUCUCUACAAUGUAUGCAGGAGCUACUUCAGCGAAUAACCCAAGCAAAUGUUAGAAUGGAAAGUGAAUUAAAUGCACUAAAAGAAGAGUAUCAGACCCUUGAAAGAGAUAAUGAGCUGCAAAGGGAGAAGGCAAAGGAAAAUGAAGAAAAGUUCUUUAAUCUUCAGAAUGAGCAUGCAAAAGCACUAAGAACUUGGAAAAAAGAGGAGGAAAACAUGAGAAAAGAAAUAGACACUAUUAAAAAUGAACUGAAUUUGCUUAAAGGAGUUCACAGAAAUCUUGAAGAUUGUCAUCCUCCUCAGGGAAACCAGCAUUCUGAGCAAGUGGAAAAUCUGAAGGUGUGUCCUUAAUAGCUGCAAUACUUUCCAUUUCCUAUCUUUCAAGAACACUCAAAAGACUGUGAGGUACAGGCUAUUCAGAAAGAAAGUGAGUGCAUGCAAUCUCUUGUAAGACAAGAUGGAAAUUUUGGACAUGAAGAAGAAACUGAAGGAAAAACCACAAUGGAUAAGUCUUUAAGCAGUGAGGAAUUACAGACAGAACAAAAUUUACAAGUUAUUGAAAACAGUCUUAAGGAUGAAAUUAAUGUUACUAACCCUUCUGAAGAAAAGCAAGGGGAAGCUUCUUCCAGGAAUAGCCUCUGCACAGAUACCGAUUUAAUUGCCCAGGAACAGACCUCAGAAAUACAUGUCACUGGGUGCAAAGAAGCAGAAAACCUAGGAGCAACAUGUACAAAAUUAAUGGAGAAAAAUAAUGCAAAUUUAGAUCAAAAGCUACAGGACAGCACUGAGCCGUUGGCAUCAUGCCACAUGCCAACAAGAAAGGUGUCUGUAGACAGCACUGAUGCUAUAGGUGCCUACAAGAAAAAUGGAAGUCAGGAAACUGACUCUAGCAAACAAGACUUGUGCAAGAGUACAGAUGAACUGAUAUGUACUAAGGCAGAUAAAAAUUCAAGUAAUACACAACACAAAAAAAGUAUCCCUACACCUGAAGCACCCAAACCCAAGCCUGAAACAGUUCUUUGCUCUGAGAAGAAUGCUGUGUGUGAGGGAAUUACAGAUAAUCAUCAAGCUAAGGAAUUAAGUUUUGGCAUCCUACCUUACAUUAAAGAAAACACUCAAACAGAAUACCAAAAAUGUAGCUUGCUGGACAGUGAAAAUUAUGUAGGCAAUGCAUUACAUAAACCAGAAAAAACUACAUUGAAUCCAAGUGGAUUAGAGAGAGAUGAGCUUCCUUUUAAACAGGUAUGCAUAGAUGCUGAAGAAAGAAAUGAUGACAAUGCCAGAAAUGUGAACAUAAACAGAGCACUAAGGAGCAGUGGUGUUCCAGCAACUGAUGUGCAAAAGCUACCAACAGUUUAUUGUGGUAAUGCAACUUGUGACACUGCCACAAAGGAACACAGUGAUAAUAUGUCUCUCUUAGCUGCUUUCAAUUUUUGCCUCCCCAAAAUACAAAGAGGAAAAACCAUGGAUGAUGUGGGAAACAAGCAACCACAACAAGAAAGUACUGACCAACCAGGGAAUGGUAUAAACACAGGGACUCCCAACACUGAAGCUGUACCUCCAGUGAAGGAUGGUACUCUUGAAAAAAAUGCUCAUGAAAAAACCCAAGCAGAUAAUAUUAGUAUUGAUAAGCUAAUUCCAUGUAAAAAAGUUAAUGAUGAUAUUCGGAUACACUCCAAUGAACAUGGAUAUUCCCUGGAGAUUAAUAAUUCAAAAGAUAAGACAUUGUUAAAAGACUCACUGAACAGUACAGUUCCAGGAAGGAAGUUUGCUGAGGGUCACCUGAAGGAAUCAUGUUCUUUAGCUGUCAGAACAUCUGGAAAUUUAGUAAACAUAAGUGGAAGGUCAUCCUUUGAUCUUUCAACCUUAGAUAAAAAAGCUGAGAAAACUCCAGUAUGCUUAGAUUUUUUAGUCCUCAGUUCUUGUUCAAGAGUAAAUCAAAUGAGAGGUCAAGCUACAUGGGCUUCCAAAGCACCUUCCCUUUUCAAACUACCAUGCUCACUGGAAAACACAAAGGCUGCUUCAAAAAUAAAGUGUCAAAAUCUCAGUGAAACUGUUGACGGAAGAGAAACAGGACUAGGUUCCACCAGUUUUAAAAGAACUGCCAACACUUUGAAUACCUCUAGUAACCAACGAGACCCCCAGGGAGACCCUAGUGAAGAAUGGAAUGCUAUAGCAAAGACUUUUUAUGAUUCUUCUUUUCCCACAGAACAUAUGAAAGAAGGAUUACAGCAUGAGCAGAAGUCACCUCACAAGACUGUAACUCCAGCAAGUGAAAAUGCACCCAGAGAUGAAGAGAGCUGUUCUACUUGUAACUCCAGUGUACAAAACCAAACAGAAGAAACCGAGAAAUUCCUGAAUUUGGAGAGACUUCAUUCAGCAAGGAAAAGAAAAUAUGAAGAAGGUCAGUGA